This is a messenger RNA of Pogona vitticeps (central bearded dragon), 7466 nucleotides long. The record is from RefSeq and is a predicted model, not a curated record. NCBI's taxonomy places the organism in Eukaryota, Metazoa, Chordata, Lepidosauria, Squamata, Agamidae.
GGAGGCCCCGGCCAGCACCGCGGCGGCGACAGGCGAAGCGGGCCCGGCCAGCAGCACCACCAGUCGCAGCAGCAGCACCACUCGUCGCAGCAGCACCACUCGUCCCUGUCGCAGCAGCACCAACAGCAACAACAAGGCUCUGGAGGGGAGAAAAUGUCCGAUGCGGAGGGGUUUAAAGCAAAUUUGUCACUUCUGAGGCGGCCUGGAGAAAAGACCUAUACACAGCGCUGUCGUCUUUUUGUUGGGAAUUUGCCAGCUGAUAUCACAGAGGAAGAAUUUAAAAGGUUAUUUGCUAAAUAUGGUGAACCUGGUGAAGUCUUCAUCAACAAAGGAAAAGGCUUUGGUUUUAUAAAGCUGGAAUCCCGUGCUCUGGCUGAGAUUGCGAAGGCUGAACUGGAUGAUAUUCCCAUGAGAGGAAGGCAGCUUCGUGUGCGUUUUGCCACCCAUGCGGCUGCUCUUUCUGUUCGUAAUCUUUCCCCAUAUGUAUCAAAUGAACUGCUGGAAGAAGCCUUUUCCCAGUUUGGCCCAAUUGAAAGAGCCGUUGUGAUUGUCGAUGACCGUGGACGAUCAACAGGAAAAGGCAUUGUAGAAUUUGCCUCUAAGCCUGCAGCACGAAAAGCAUUUGAGCGCUGCACUGAAGGUGUAUUUCUUUUGACAACCACUCCUAGGCCAGUUAUUGUGGAGCCACUUGAACAACUGGAUGAUGAAGAUGGUCUUCCUGAAAAACUGGCUCAGAAAAAUCCAAUGUACCAAAAGGAAAGAGAGACUCCUCCUCGUUUUGCACAACCUGGAACUUUUGAAUAUGAAUACUCUCAGCGGUGGAAAUCUUUGGAUGAAAUGGAGAAACAACAGAGAGAUCAGGUGGAGAAAAACAUGAAAGAUGCCAAGGAUAAACUGGAAAGUGAAAUGGAAGAUGCCUAUCAUGAGCAUCAGGCAAAUCUCUUGCGCCAAGAUCUCAUGCGGAGACAGGAAGAGCUGAGGCGUAUGGAAGAACUUCACAAUCAAGAGAUGCAGAAACGCAAGGAAAUGCAAUUAAGGCAGGAAGAAGAGCGCCGUAGGCGGGAGGAGGAGAUGAUGAUCCGCCAGCGUGAAAUGGAAGAACAAAUGAGAAGACAGAGGGAAGAAAGUUACAGUAGAAUGGGUUACAUGGACCCUGUAAGUCAGGGCUGGAAGAAUCCCAGUAGUCUGGUUACCCAGAGGGAGAGAGACAUGAGGAUGGGUGGUACAAGCACCAUGAACAUGGGAGAUCCCUAUGGUACAGCUGCUCAGAAGUUCCCACCUUUAGCGGGUGGUACUGGCCUUGGCUAUGAAACCAGUCCUGGAGUUGGACAAGCAUCUAUGAGUGGCUCUAUGAUGGGGAGCGAUAUGCGUGCUGAGCGAUUUGGGCAGGGAGGGGCGGGGCCUGUAGGUGGCCAGGGCCCUAGAGGAAUGGGGCCUGGAACUCCAGCAGCUUAUGGGAGAGGCAGAGAAGAAUAUGAAGGCCCCAACAAAAAGCCCCGGUUUUAGAUGUGACGUAGAUUUUCAUUCCAGUUUUUGUUUGUCUUGUUUAGACACUAACUUUUUUUUAAUUCUUGCAUUUUAGUAAGAAAGCUACGUUUUUAUGAAUGUUAGAAACUUAAUGACCUAGAAUUUGUAAGUGGUCUGGGCAAGAAAAAUAUAAUUAUGUAAUGCAGUGUUCAAAACUUAGCUUUUUUGAUGUAUAACGUCCCUACCUUGAUGGCAGUGUACCGUGUGCCAUUUGAAUUCCCAACUGUAAACUUUUUUUACUGUGCUUAAAAUAAAUAGACUAAAUGUAGCCAUUAUGCUGACAUUUCUGUUCACAUUUCUGGGUGUGCAGGCAAGUAUACCAGCACCUUUGAACAUCCCGUAGAUCACCUGAAAUCUGAUUGGUUUAGUUUUCAAAAUGGCUUAGAUUCUGCCAUGACCUAAAAUGUCUUCAUUGGCCUACGUUACCAGUAUGCAAUGUUUGAGAUGUAAUUAGAUUUGAGUAUGAAACAACUUGAUGGGGUAAAGUUUCAACUGAGACUAAGCUUCUAAUAUUAAUUUUAUAGAAGCUGCAGAAAAAGUAGCAUUAGAUUUUGCAUUUAGGUUCUUAAUUUUAAUUGGCCUUCAGUAGGAGAAUGAAGGGAAACUUUACAAGUGUGGGGCUUAGGCUCAAGUGAUGUAGUCCCAUGAAUUAUUUGUCCUUCCCGGGUAAGAAGGUGGGAGAAAGUGGAUGUUGGCAGGUAUCUGGUAGCUUUUGCUGCUGGUUUCCUCAGCCUAUCCCCCACUUCUAUGUUCCAUAACUCUGCUAGUACAGCCUGAUUAUACUGAUCUCCCCCUAAAGGGUGGCUCAACGUGACAUGCCCUCUGACAUGGCUUGAUACUUAGGAAGAGGCUGGCCUAAUUUGAUGUUGAACUGCGUUUCACAGAAAAGCUCUCGAGUGGGUGGGCAUGUGUAUUUGUGAUGUGAGUCAUGAUUUGGGAAACAGGAGAGCAGAAAUGAAAGUAUCCUUUUUAAACUUCAGGGUUUAAAACAUGCCUAGUGUCCUGCACUGUAGUACCUGACCAGGUAAACCUGACUUUUUGGGAUCUCAAUAAAAUUAGAAGGUUUAUGUCCUGGCUAUGUAGUACAAAUUUGUGAUGAAUUUGGGAGAAAAGAUGAGCAUUUCAUCCUUAACCUACUGUAUCAUGUGCAUGAAUUCAAGGUGUGCUGAACUCCAUACACUGGAGACCUCUAAUGUGCUGGGUGCCAAGUUUCCCAGUGUAAAAGUAACUAUAGGUUGAUGAAAAGAUCAACCUGAUUUGAAAGAUUACUCUGAUUUAAUUCUGUACUUUUUUCUCAUACAAUAUUUGAGUGUCAUAUGGUAUCUGGUUCUUUAAAUCAGGGGUGGGGAGCAGUUUCCCCCUUUUCUGCUGAGGGCUGCAUUCCCUGGGAAUAAUUGUCAGGGAGCUGCAUGCUAGCAAAGAGCAGAUCUGGACCCUAGGUUCAGCAGACCCAACUCAUUUGCCUCCUUUCUUUCUCCAGCAUUUCUUAAGAGGUCUGGACUUAAUUCACUUGGAGAGCGCAUGUUUCCUUCCCAAAAUCUAUUUCGGCUUGUUUUCCUCUUCUCCAUACCAUUCGCUCCUCCUUGUGUGGGGCUUCCUUUUCCACUAUGAAAUUUGGUUAACGGUCACAUAUGGCCCCUGGACCCUGAUGGUUUCCCCACCCCUACUUUAAAUGUCUCAAUCUAUUUUUGGGAAGAGUGGACUGUCUGUAAUGUUCUUGCAGCAUGAGUGGAUACGAUCUUGGUGCCAUCAGUUAUUAAGAACUUGGACUAAAGCUUUUGUACUAAGCAAAUGUUUCCUGCACAAGAAUCCUGAUAAACUUUUGACGGUCAUGCUUGCUGGAUGACUGGCCUCUAAUUUAGGGUUGUGGUUGGAAUGAUUGACUUUCACAGAAAGUGUUCCAAGAAGUUACAACGUGACACCAGCAACUUAUUCAAAUAAUAGGAAUAAUGAUAACCUGCAGUUUUUUUGCACUGGAGACUAAUGGAGAGAUGUUUUUGUAAUACAAUUCAGUGAAAUUUGGAGUUCUUGUUGGGUUUUAAGGGCUCAGCCUUGGGUUGGGGGUUUCUAAGGAUUGUGCGUGGGACAUGUACUCUAGGAAUUCAGAUUAAUGGGUGGGGCCUCUCGAGAUGGACACUAAUUUUCAGUUUAUUUUUCAGAUUACAUGCCAUUUUCCUUUAGGAUGCUGGCCCAUAUCCUAAACCAUGCUCUUUUGUAGGCUGAUGAUCUUAUUAACUUUCCUGAGGUCCAUCUCUUGUUUCAUUCUGCCUAAAAUCAGGUGUAUGUGAAGAAUAACACAGGAAGUAGUGAGAGUUGCAGAAGACACUGAGACCUUAUUUGAGAAAUGCAAUAUCUCCCAGCUGCACACACAUUUAAACUCCUGUGCAGCAGUCUGACUUCAAAAACCCAUGCAGUAGGCUGGGUCCUGAGUCUGUAGAUGAACCAAUUUUGAGUUUUCACUGAAUUGAAUGUUCUGUUUCAUUAGUAGAUUUUCCCCCAUUGGGGUUUCAACGUGUAUUUAAGCUUGUCUGCUGGUGCACUUUCUGCAGAUGAGUGACUUCCUAUUCUGCAUGCCCAUUCAGCUUCUAGUUCAUGUAUUAAAAAAGGGUCUCAGUGCACCGCCCAGAGGAUCCUCCCAUGUUUUCACACCCCUAGCAUGUUAUAAACACAUUCUUGCCCAUUAUAAUGCAAAACUGAAUUUCUGUUUCUGUGCGUAUUCUGUGGUAUCUUUGUUUUCUUAAAAAAAAAGUUCUUGGCAUCUCUUUGGCAACUGCUUGUGGCAGCAUGCUUUUUUUUCUGGAGUUUGGGACUGCAAGUUGACACGGUUUUAAAGUAGUGCCCUGCUACAUAACAGCACUUAGACAGCAUUUCUGCAGUGCAUAACUGUGAGGAACGUAGUACCACAAGUGGCAAUGGACAUUAGGACCUGGAUGUAGUAUUCCUGCUUGCUCCGAGAUUCUCAUUGUCGCCUGCACACAGGUAGGUAAAAAGCACUAUAAAUCUAACUUGGUGACUUUCUGUGUAAUCUUGCUGUGGGGUACUCUGGCAUCACACUUCCGACCAUGGGAUUUCAGUGCAGCACUCCCUGUACUAUGUGGUACUUAGAAUUGAGGCCUGAACUGCCAUUGGAAUUAGGCAGCCUGAACUGUAAUGCUGGGACUUGUGCCUCAGACCCGUGAUUUCUUCAUGCUUACGACUUUCCAUCUUUACUGUGUGUCAGAAGAAUUUUUUAGAGCUCAAGUGGGUGGGUGGGGAACGGAUAUAGCCGGUAAAUACCUUAAAAAGUCCUCUUUGGCGCUCAUAAUAGGAAUAAGUACUUGUACUUAAUAUGUGAUUAGGGCUCAUGAUAGCAGUUAUAUAGCCCUCUUUGGGCUAGACAGAUAAAUGCAUUGAUUACUUGCUCUGGGCUAUAAAUGGUUGCUGUUUUGGGGUGUGGUAUAAUGCAACUUCAGUGGUCAGUCAUGCUAUGUGUUUGGGUGGCUGUGGGAUGAUGGCUGUGGUAUUUGCUCAAGUGAUAUACCGAAAAAUUGGGAGCUCCCACUUCUCAUAUGGCAUGCAUCUUUCUCUAGAAAUGUAUCUUCCUCGGCUUCUUUGAUGGGGAACAUACAUCGUAGUCACAUGCCUGACAUGUAUUGCCCUCCAGGUCUUUUGGCUUUGUUGUGCUAGUUAGUUGAAUGUGUUUUCAAAGUGAUUUUUCUGCUCUGGUUUUUGGCCAGUCCACAAGAAUUAGCAGUAUUUUAUUUAAGCCUAAAGUGUGUUUUUAUCAGUCCUAGGCAGGUAUUGUAAUUCCAGUAAAAAGACUUACUAAAUGAGCAGGAUUCAGCAAUGAAUCUGGCAGAUAAUAAAGUCUGGGAUAAACCAAUAUCUCAGUAAGCUGCAAGAGAAAAGCGUACUUGAGGUCCUGUCCAUAUGGACAGCAUAUACACUAUGCAAGACUCUUUUUGCUCACACUAAGCUAGAUCUUCAUAGCUAGUGGCAACAGAUCCACUCUGAACUUAGUAAAGAACAAAGCAGUAUCCUUGCUGUGCAACUGGGUAGCAAUUCUUGCCAACCAUAGUAAGUCCAAUAUACAAAGGGUUUACUUGAUGUGUGGGACUAUACUAAUAAGUAUUGCUCUCUGUACAGUUGGAUUCUGUAGAUGCUUCCCUCUUAAGACACAUGAAUUGGAGUAGGUCUGUGGGGUAGCGUCCUGCUACAGUGAUGUGAAAGAAUACAACAAAUACCUUUAAUUAAAGGCAGUAACUCUUUGUCUCCUUUAAAAUCCCAUUUUGUGUCAGUGGCAUGAAAAAUAAGUUCCCAAGUGCUGGCAUUGGGUUCCAUUUUUAACGGUUUUAAUGCUUCAUUCUGGUCUGUGUUUUUCAUUCUUCAAUAACGCUGACUUCAGAGCUCAGAAGUGUGGUGCCAGAAUACAUUUAUGCGUAAUUUGAUAGGCCUUCAGUUCCGAUUGCUGGUGCUGUCAGGAAGGAGAAGCACUGCAUCUUUUGGUGGGGGGAGGGAGGGAGGCGUUUCUGCACUGAGUGUGCAAAACGUACCUGUUGGCUGACAUCCCCCCCCUUCCCCAUCCCAGUAGCUCAGCAGAAGCCGGAGACUAGAGUAUAUGUGUCCCAGCAAAAUGUGGGCUACGUCUCUGCUACCGAUUUCCAGGAAGGCCUAUGGUCACAUAACGUACAUUAAAAUGGAGUCCAACAUGAACAGAUUGUGCUUUUUUAAGGUUGGUUUGGACCAUGGGUUGUUUCCCACCAUCCCAGCUAGCAAGGUUGGAAUCAACAGGUCAGUUGCAGAUCUGUCUUUAUGCCACUUUGGUGGGUUUUAAGCGGGAGGGCGGCUGGCCAGGUGGGGGCGAGAAGAACUAGGGAGCUUUCUCCCAUUGCAUUUCUAGAUGAGCAUGUGCCCGUGAAAAGCCCAUGGUGCUGUAUAUAAAUCCCCCUCUGCUAACUACAGCAUUGAACGCCCCCGUGCAGGAAAAUGUGGGAAGGGCUGUCUGCAAAAGAAUAGCUAGUGAUGGGAAAGACCAUAAUCUGUGCUCUCUGUUUUAAAACAUGUUCCUUCUGUUUUUGCAACAAAAAAAAAAUUAGCAAUAAGCCAAGAUGUGGACUUGAGGGAGACUGGCACAUUGGCUGACUCAGCAGUGUCUCUUUGCCUUUUUUAAGGGCCUUAAAAAGUUGCAGGUAGAAAGUCUGCCCUUUGACUCGCUGUGUGCCCUUAAACGAGGCUUCCUUGAAAAGGGUUUUGGGGACAGGAACCAAUGGCAAGGGUGGCGGAAGCUAGUAAGAAGAUCAGUAGACUAAAUUCCUGUCUGUACUGUGAAAUUGAGACAUUAGCCAUUAGUUAAUUACUUCUUGGGGAGGUGAGGUUUUGGUAGCAAAUUAAGAGAGGCAACCAUGUAGUGGAACCACAGUGGCUUUACAUCUGCACAAAAAGGGUCGACAGACCUCUCUGGCUGCAAAUGUCCUUAUGCUUAGGUUGGCAGUUGAGGAUUAAGAAGCCAUUAAGGCUAGCUGCAUUUGCUCACUCUUCUGUGUUCAAGUCUUUCAAAUAAAACAUUCAUCUUUUCCUUGUGCCCCCAUGCUCCUUCCCAACAACUAUUGGCAGAAUUUGUAAAGACCCCUCAGUUCACCAGUCUGCAAAUGAACUCUUGCUUAAACUUUAAAUUUUGUUUUCAGAAACUUUGCCAGUGCGUUUUCCCCUACUAACUUCACUUCUUAUCCUUUAGGUGAAAGUAAUACCAGCUGGAUGAAACCGGAGUGCUGCUCCCCAUGAGUAGAAUUCUAGCCAGUACAAGCCAGCACAGAAGGAAAGGUGGUGAGCGGAAAGCCUGACGGUAACAAGCCGGUAACGAAGGGAAAAGAAGGCAGACCUGAAUAUUGAAGAGAAGUAUGCCGAGAACAUGGCAGAGGCUUUUUGAAAUCUUCAAUAAAUUAUUUAAAAACUUUUACAAA